AUGGGUUUGAGUUAUUUAGCAAAUGGAUGUGUAAUGUCCAUUAUGAUAUUACUUUGCAUUUGUAAAUAUUGUAAUGCUCAACCUAAAGUGUUCGAUAUCAUGCAAUUUGGUGCCAAACCUGAUGCAAUAACCGAUAACAGUAAGGCAUUAAGUAACGCAUGGAGUGAAGCUUGUGGAAAUAGUGGAGGUGGUGUGGUUUUGAUACCAGCACAAGGAAGGUUCUUAGUUUUGCCAUUGUUACUUCAAGGUCCAUGCCAUGGCUUCAUUCAUAUACAACUUGAUGGCGAAUUAUUGGCACCUGUCAAUAAGCAGUUUGCCACCGGUGACUACUGGCUUAGUAUCAACCAAGUCAACAACUUGUUCAUCGAUGGUUUGGGUCGCUUGAACGGUCGCGGUUCUACCGCUUGGCCAUACAGCUCCGCUAGUCGUCCCGUCUCUAUGAAACUCACUAAUAUCAACACUGCAAGAAUUAGGAACAUAAAAUCCUACAACAGCAAACUCUUUCAUUUCGCUGUGCAUGGAUGUCACAAUGUCAUGUUUGAUCACGUUACAGUGAUAGCUCCAACAGACAGUCCCAACACAGAUGGAAUCCACAUUUCAUCAUCAAGUGGUAUCAACAUCAUGCAUUCAGUAAUCAGUACUGGAGAUGAUUGCAUCUCCUUAGGUCCUGGAAGCAAAUUCAUCAACAUAACCAACAUUCAGUGUGGUCCUGGCCAUGGAAUCAGCAUCGGUAGCCUCGGAAAGUACCCAAACGAAGAAGAUGUCUUUGAAGUCACAAUAAGAGACUCCAUAUUCAUUGGAACGUCCAACGGUGUGAGAAUCAAAUCAUGGUCGUCUUCAUAUUCUAGCUUGGUUAGCAAGGUCUCAUACCGGAAUCUACAAAUGAAUAAUGUCAAAAACCCUAUCCUCAUUGAUCAAAUGUAUUGCCCCGACUCUUGCGGUCCAAAUGAAAUGUCAAGAGUGCAGAUUAAAGAUGUGAGAUAUGAAGGCAUAAGGGGGACUUCAAAUACCCAAGUGGCAGUAAAUUUUGAAUGCAGCCAAAUUUUUCCAUGUCAAGGUAUAGUGUUGCAAGACAUUAACCUUCCUUUCAAUGGUGGUGGGAAGUCAACUUCCAUUUGCCAUAAUGUUAGGGGUUCUGCUUUUGGUCAACAAUUACCUCCCUCUUGCCUUUAA
This is a messenger RNA of Benincasa hispida (wax gourd), 1173 nucleotides long. NCBI's taxonomy places the organism in Eukaryota, Viridiplantae, Streptophyta, Magnoliopsida, Cucurbitales, Cucurbitaceae. The record is from RefSeq and is a predicted model, not a curated record.